GUAAACCUAUAAAUGGAUUUGUAGCACAAUGAGUUAUCCGAUUGGUUAAAAUAAUCAUGCGAUUUGAGUUCAAUGAAAAAGUUGUCCGUCUAUAUCAUCCUAGCAUUAUUAUAUUUUUUUUGCUUGAAAAAUGAGUUUGAUUCCGACAGCGGGGUUUCUAUCAUCUCCACAGAAGCAAAAAGAAUAAUAGUAUAUAAAGAUACCACCUUAUUUUUAUCCUUGACAGAUUCCUUCCCCACUCCUUUCUUUCCUCUUUAUAUAAUGUCGCAGCAUUCAUUGUCAUCUUCAUCAUCAUCAUCUAUCAAUACAGAAUCAUCAUCAUCAUCCACUAUAUUAAACGACGGUGCAUCAACUUGUUCAAAUAACUAUACUCUACACCAAGUACUUUCUAAUCCAAAGCUAUUAUGUGCAUUCGAAUGUUUCCUCAGACAGACUUGGUCUCAUGAAAAUUUAUUAUUCAUUGAAGCCAUGACACAGUUAAAGCAUGAGGAGUCACCAAAAGCAGUGGAAGCAUCCCUUCAUAGAAUCUAUAAAAACUUUUUAGCCAAGGGUUCACCACUCGAAUUGAACGUAACAACGCAAGACAAGGUCAGACAAGACAUACAGGCACUUCAAUGGGCUAUUGUCGAUCGUGUAGAUGCAGUCACUAUCUUGCAAGAAACAGAAGCACAAGUGAUGGAUAUGCUUAAACAGAAAUUGGCAGAGUUUAUCGAAACAAUGGAAGUACCAAUCGGUAAUAUCAGUCCAGCGAUGAUUAAACAUGAUCAAGUGCGUGUGGUCGUCGUCGGUGGUGGAUUUACGGGCUUUACUGUCGCUUCAAUUUUAGAUCAGAUGCCACGUUUUUAUGUGACGUUAAUUGAUACAAAAGAUUCAUUUGAAUACACCCCUGGUAUUGUCAAAAAGAUUGUCAAUCCAGACCAAAGUAGCUCACUUCGAGUGCGACAUGACGCCUAUGUCAAGAAUGGUCGAGUGAUCAUUGGAUAUGCAGAAGAACUCUGUGAUGAUGGAAAGAGCGUCAAAGUGAAUAAUGAAUUGAUUACUUUUGACUAUCUCGUUAUUGCCACAGGAAGCUCUUAUUCAUCUCAGCUUAAAUCUUCAGAUACCUCCUCUCUCUAUCGUAUGUCGGGCUUGGAAGAAUCCUAUCUUGAGCUACUCAAGGCACGCCGCGUGCUCAUCAUCGGCGGCGGGCUUGUUGGCUGUGAAUUAGCUUCCGAGAUAUCCCAACAGACCUUCCCUGGCGCUUACCCCAAAAAGCAUGUUACCCUUAUAGAUUCCCAUUCUAAUGUGGUCAACCGUAGCGACCCACGUCAACAGAAUAUGGCACGCAAGUACCUUGAAGAACUUGGUGUGGAAGUUGUAUGCAAUGAAAAGAUCAUUGACUUUGACUCGACGGGUGACAAUGUCUACUUGGGAUCAAGCGGACGUAUCUACAGUGGGUACGACAAGGUGUUUUUUGCGACAGGUACACGUCCCAAUACGGCCUUAUUCGCGAGCAGUACGAUUGACAGUUCUCUUGAUGACUGUUUGGACACCUGGGGCCGUAUUCGCGUGAAACCCACGCUUCAGAUUGAUCAUUGGAAGUAUGAGCAUAUCUUUGCAGGUGGUGAUGUGACAAACGUAGUUGAAGAAAAGACAGGUUAUGCGGCGACUAUCUCCGGUGUGUGCAUUGCACGUAAUAUCUGUCGUCUUGUCAAGGGUAAGACUCCUUUAAAGCAAGGCACAAAGGGCACUUUACCUGCACCUGAAAAGCCCUUGCAUGGUAUGCUAGAGCAUGGCGGUAUUGGAAAACGUAAGUAUUAUUAGAAAAAAAGAGACAAAAGGACCAACUUCUUUAUAUAGAAAAUUUAAACAUGAUCAAGAAA
Molecule: messenger RNA, 1862 nt
Organism: Rhizopus microsporus ATCC 52813
Lineage: Eukaryota; Fungi; Mucoromycota; Mucoromycetes; Mucorales; Rhizopodaceae
Product: FAD/NAD(P)-binding domain-containing protein
Exons: 7
Coding region: 262-1803 (513 amino acids)
Cellular component (GO): cytoplasm
Molecular function (GO): flavin adenine dinucleotide binding; electron-transferring-flavoprotein dehydrogenase activity
Source: RefSeq, a predicted model, not a curated record